Cryptococcus amylolentus CBS 6039 is the source of this 1235-nucleotide messenger RNA. RefSeq lists its product as hypothetical. Gene Ontology annotation, cellular component: plasma membrane; fungal-type vacuole. The transcript is spliced from 5 exons. NCBI's taxonomy places the organism in Eukaryota, Fungi, Basidiomycota, Tremellomycetes, Tremellales, Cryptococcaceae. Bases 112 to 1152 code for a protein of 346 amino acids. The record is from RefSeq and is a predicted model, not a curated record.
CGGCGGCCGAUUGUUGAAAUAGGCGAAAAACAUAGUGAUGCCCAAUGUAUAUAAGGGCCCCCCUUGUCCCCCAGAAGAACGCCAGCCCCAGCAGGAAACAUACCAAUCAUUAUGCCUUCUUUCAACACCGUCGCCAAGCUGUUGAUCACCACAAUCAUCCUGUCCUCUCAGGCAGUAUACGCUGCCGAUGACCGCAAUUGUCCCGACCAGUGGGAGGACCCUGCCAACGACAUAUGCAAUCCUCUGAGAUACAUUCCCAAUAAAGCUCUCAACUGUCUCGCCGCCGCUCUGUACUUCAUCGUCGCUGGCAUACUCACAUUUUGGGCCGUUCGAAGAAAAGCAAACUACUUUCUCUGCCUUCCAAUCUCUUGUUGGUUCGAGGGCGUUGGUUUCGUGCUUCGUGUAGUCUUUCGACAGGACGUGCACCAGCUCACGGUCUAUAUCGUCGCGAACCUUUUCGUCAUCCUUCCUCCUUGUGCUUUCUUGGCAGCCGACUAUAUUUUGCUCGGGCGACUGGUAGUAUACCUCAACGCUGGGCAUUGCAUCAGGCCAUUCAACGCUAAGCGGGUCUCUACUAUCUUCAUCAUCUCUGAUGUCAUAACCUUUUUGAUUCAGGCAUCUGGAGGAGGUCUCUCAGCUUCUGGCAGCGAGAGCAGCGCCGACCUUGGCAGCAAAUUAUUUCUUGUCGGUAUCGCGGCUCAACUGGUGUCGUUCUGCCUGUUCACCAUCCUCUAUGUCAUGUUUGGUAUCCGAGCUUACCGAGACAAGUCGAUCUGGGACACCCCGAACUGGAAACCUCUGUAUUUUGCCAUGGCCCCCACAUGCCUCUUCUUCAUCAUUCGAAGCGUCUUCCGUGCUGUCGAGCUCUCCCAGGGCUAUAUCGGAUACUUGGCCACACACGAAGGCUAUCUUCUCGCCUUGGACACUCUCCCGCUGCUUCUUGGUGUCGGAAUCUACUGUUGGUUCUGGCCAAGCCGGUACAUCCAAUUUGAGAGGAACCCUUUCAAGAAUCCAGGAUAUGUGGCGAGAGGGGAAUCAUCAGAAGGGGCUGAGCAUGCUUACUCGCUGAGGGCGUACGGAAGUGGGCAAGGGGAAGGGGAAAUUUACAAGCCUUACGGGCAUCAGAACAGCCAUUUUGCGGCUUCGCGCUGAUAAGAGCUAGUAGUUCAACGAUAUUUGUGACCAAGGUUUGCGAUAGACGGUGCCCGAUCGAUGCAUACUUCUUCAACUGUUCA